Molecule: messenger RNA, 3843 nt
Organism: Linum tenue
Lineage: Eukaryota; Viridiplantae; Streptophyta; Magnoliopsida; Malpighiales; Linaceae
Source: the annotation of a GenBank genome assembly
UGACUGGACGACGUCAGCUAACUGUCCUCUGUUCGAAAAAGUUUCCAUUUCGGCGGCUGAGUUUCGUUCCAUAUCUCCAUCGCUCUCUUUUCCCCCCCAUCUUCUAAUGCUUUUCCGCCAUUUCAAUUUGGGUCUUCAUCAGAAACAAAGAUUUCAACUUUUACCCUCUUACAGCUAACUUAUUCUGACAGAGAUGGAGCUGUAUUCAGCGUGAAUACAGAGGAAGGAAAGAGUAACCCUUCAUGGCGGCCUCCCUAGCUGGUGACCAUCUAGGGUGGAAUGAGAGUAUUCAUCAAAUACUUCUGGAAGCGCAAAACCGGUGGCUGCGGCCUGCAGAAAUCUGUGAAAUUCUGCGCAACCAUGACAAGUUCCGUAUUGCACCAGAGCCCCAAAACAGGCCACCAAGUGGUUCGCUUUUCCUGUUUGACCGCAAGGUACUGAGAUACUUCAGAAAAGAUGGGCAUAACUGGAGGAAGAAAAGGGAUGGGAAGACUGUAAAGGAAGCUCAUGAGAGGCUCAAGUCUGGCAGUAUUGAUGUGCUGCACUGCUAUUAUGCACAUGGAGAAGGAAACGAGAAUUUUCAAAGAAGAACAUAUUGGAUGCUUGAAGAGGAACAAUCACGCAUAGUUCUUGUCCACUAUCGAGAAGUAAAGCAGGGGACUAGUAGGGCGAGCUUCUACCGUGUCAAAGACACUGCAGAGGCUAUUUCACACUCCCCAAACACAGACAACGGUGUAGGACAGAAUUCUGAGAUGGACACUUCUGUUUCAUCCAACUAUCACUCUAACAGCUACCAAAUGCCCACACAGACAACUGAAGACACAAUAAGCAUGGCCAGUGGCAAAGCUUCAGAAUACGAGGAUGUAGAAUCAGUGUACAAUCACCCGGCAUGUUCUGGAUUCGAUGCUAUUUUUCAGGGCCAACAGUCUAAUCCGUGCCUAAAUGUGUCUUGUUCGGGUGAUAAUACAGGGAAGUUGCCCGCUGUUUCCUCCUCGUUUGCUCAAAUCGGUGAGCUCAAAGAUGUUAGUGGUACUGGAUCAGAAUUUGAGCCACGAAGUCGAGUUGCAUUAUCAUCAUGGGACUUCGGAAACAGUAGUUAUGGAAUUGAGCACCUGCCAAAUGACUUCCCAUCUCCAAUACAAGCUGAUAUCGUGCCCAUUAAUCCCAGACAAGGAGAUAUGUUACUGGGGAACCUGUUUUUGAGUAGCUUUGGUAAAAGGCAGGAGUCUGCAACUCAUGUGGAAAUCCAAGAGCAAUGGCAGAAGGUACCAGAUGCCCACCAUAGGGUGAUGCCUGAGAAAGAAUCUGGCCAUGGUUCUUUCAUGAAGCAUCACAUGUUGGAUGUUUCUGUGGUUGAAGACAGUCUGAAAAAGCUCGAUAGCUUUAACCGUUGGAUGAGUAAAGAACUUGGAGAUGUAGUAAAUGAGUCACCUGCUCAAUCCACUUCUGCUACAUAUUGGCAAAGUGUAGAAAGUGAAGAUGGAAUUGAAAAUUCCAGUGUUCUGUCUCAAUCACACUUGGACCCGUAUUUGAUGACUCCAUCCCUCGCCAAUGACCAGCUUUUCACCAUCGUUGAUUUCUCACCGAACUGGGCAUACGUUGGCACAGAAGUGAAGGUCUUGAUCACAGGAAGAUUCUUGAAGAGCCAAGAAGACCUAGAAAACUGCAAAUGGUCAUGUAUGUUUGGAGAAGUCGAAGUUCCAGCUGAGAUUAUUGCAGAUGGUGUUCUCCGUUGCUAUAACCCUUUGCUCAAGGCUGGGAGAAUCCCAUUCUACAUCACUUGCUCGAACAGGAUAGCAUGCAGCGAAGUACGUGAAUUUGAAUUCCGUGUCAGCAUUGUCCAUGAUGUGGGCCCUGCCGACACUAACAACACUACUGAAAACCUCGAGAUGAGAUUUGAAAAGCUGUUAUGCCUGAGUCCAGUUUCCCCUCCGAAGCUCGAUGCAAGCACUUUAGGUGAAAAUGAAAUUUCCCAGUUGAGCAGUAAACUCAUAUUGUUGCUGAAAGAAGAAGGUGAUGAAUGGGAUUUGAUGGUGAGGUCGAUUUCAGAGGCACAGUUUUCAGCUCAGAAAGUGAAGGACCAGCUUCUUCAGAAACUGUUGAAGGAUAAACUGCAUGAUUGGCUGUUGCAGAAGGUAACCGAAGGUGGGAAGGGUGCAAGUGUAUUGGACGAAGGUGGACAAGGGGUGCUGCAUUUGGCAGCUGCUCUGGGGUUUGAUUGGGCCCUUGAGCCUACGAUCGUUUCUGGUGUGAGAGUCGAUUUCCGGGAUGUCAAUGGGUGGACUGCACUUCAUUGGGCUGCUUGUUGUGGCAGGUAAGCAAAAAAGAAUGAGAACUACUUAAGUCUUUGUUUCAUGAAAGUUGCUUGUGAUUUUGCUUUAGUGAAUCAUAUAUAUUUUGAGCUCCAAUGUCAUAUCAUAGCAAAUUUGAAUGAGAAGUCAAGAACUUUUUGAAGGAGGGAGCGGACAGUUGCUUCUCUAUUACAUCUUGGAGCAGCACCCGGAGCACUGACAGAUCCCACUCCCGGAAACCCUACAAGUAGAACGCCAGCCGACUUGGCCUCUGCAAACGGUCACAAAGGGAUCGCUGGUUUCCUUGCUGAAUCUGCUUUGACUUCACACUUCACUACGCUCGCUCUGGACAAGCAGCAGGGUGGUAAUAAUGGUGUUCCCAUCGGCUCUGCUGCAAAUAAUGUUCAACCUGUCCCAGGACCUUGGGCGACACCAGACGACAAUAAAGGACAGUCCUUGAAAGAGUCGCUAGAUGCUCUGAGCAAUGCCACUCAAGCUGCUGCUCGUAUUCACCAAGUGUUCAGACUGCAGUCAUUUCAAAGAAAGCAGCUAAAAGAGCGGGGUGGUGGGAAGCUAAGAAUAUCAGACGAAGAAGCACUUUCCUUCAUCAAAGUGAAGGGAACCAACAAGAAGCCUGACGAGCCAGUGCAGGCUGCUGCAGUGAGGAUUCAGAACAAGUUCCGGAGUUGGAAAGGCCGGAGAGAGUUCUUGGUUAUCCGGCAACAAAUUGUUAAGAUUCAGGCCCUCGUAAGAGGACACCAGGUGAGGAAGAACUACAAGAAGAUCAUAUGGUCAGUGGGGAUCGUGGAGAAGGUGAUACUUCGAUGGAGAAGGAAGAGAAGCGGUCUCCGAGGAUUCAAACCCGAUUCCCUUACUGAAGGUCAAAGCAUAAGCGUUCAGCAACAUUCAUCACCAAGGGAAGAUGAUUACGAUUUCUUUAAAGAAGGAAGGAAGCAAACUGAAGAAAGAUCAAAGAUUGCUCUUGCGAGGGUUAAGUCUAUGGUUCAGUAUCCAGAAGCCAGAGACCAAUAUCACAGGCUUCGAAACGUAGUCACAGAGAUCAAGGAGACAAAGUCUGCUCAAAGUUCUGAAGCAGCAAGGUCCGAUUUUGAUGACCUUGUUGAUCUCGAAUCACUGUUGGAUGAAGAUAUUUUCAUGCCAACUGUUUAGGCAUGAAUCAAGUGUACAAUAUUGGCAACAGCUAUCGAAAAACAUGUAUAAAGCAGCAAAAUUGCAAUGUUGCAGACGAAAUUUGUCAAAUGUUGUAACUGAACAUUCAUCUCAAUCAUGAAAAUACAAAUCUGUUCUUUUUUUUUCUGGUUCUAUGUGAAGUAUUCUCACACAUGUACACUGGCUGCUCCUUUUUUCCAUCCUUAUUCUCUGGAAAACAAUUAGAAAGAUAGUGUGUUUCCCACCAUCAUCCGCUGUACAUUGAACAUGAACGGCCCACGAAGUAUACAUUUUUCCUUUUUUUUUUUUUUUUUUUUGCACAACUGCAUAUCAUCAUCAUCAUAACUUGUAACCAUCUUAGCAUCUCCGGUACUGGAGAUUG